AUUUAUAAACUCAUGCACAUAUACAUACAUACAUAUCACUCAUAUCUUAACCGAACUUAUCAAAAUGGACAAAUCUCUUUACGAAACACAGCAUGAGCCAGCGACGGUAACAUUGAAGGGACACAACUACUACAACGGCGUCCACAGACACAUCAUGGAGUACUGGCGUAAGUUUCGGGAGCGCGUGGCUGCCCGUAAUCAGACCACAGAGCUUGACGAUGAUCUGGAAACAUUGGAGGAGUAUACUCAGCGCUGGCGCUCCGUGCGCGUCAUUUACUUCACCAUGUUCUUGAUGGCUCUCGGCUUUAGCAUUAUACUCACCGGCAUUUGGCCAUUCCUGAGCGAGCUAGACCCCACUGCGGGCAAGGAGUUUAUGGGUUUGAUUGUGGCAGCUAAUCCGUUGGGCCAAAUGAUCUUCAGUCCCAUCUUCGGUCGCUGGGGCAACAAACUGGGCACCAUACGACUUCCUCUCCUCAUUUCGUUGGCGCUCUUCUCUGUGGCCAGUGCACUGUAUUCUUCAUUGGAACUUGUGAACAAUGUUAAGUACUGGAUGCUUGUCUCCCGAUUCCUCAUCGGCGUCAGCUCGGCCAACAUUGCGCUCUGCCGUUCCUAUUUGUCAGCGGCUACACGUCUUAACGAGCGCACCCAUGCCGUGUCCAUGGUGUCCCUUGCCCAGGUACUGGGCUUUAUCAUCGGUCCUGGGCUCCAGGCACUAGUGACACCGCUGGGUCGGAAAGGUCAAGUCUGGUUUUGGGGUGCCAUGCAUGUGAACAUGUACACCGCUUCCGGUUGGAUAAAUGUUAUCAUGAGCUUGGGCAACUUCGUAAUGUUUCUCCCGGGCUUCUUUGAGGAGCACAGAAUAGCCGCGCGUGAGAUCAUGGUGAUGCAGGGCGGCACAUCUGAGCGCGAAACCUGGAAGGCAAUUAAACCAAAUUACUAUUCCGCCUGGACCCUUAUUGUGGCAUUCUUCGUACUGGUCUUCAACUUUGUGUUACUAGAAACUUUGGGAACGUCGCUGACCAUGGAUAUGUUCGCCUGGACGAACAAUGAGGCGCUCUACAACAUGGGCAUUUUUAUGACCAUUGCAGCAAUUAUAUCUCUAGUUACUUUUGUACUUAUUGAACCACUUUGCAAAAUCUUUGCCGAGCGCUAUGUUCUCAUCUGGGGCGGAUUUUCGUUGAUGGUGGUGGGUCGGCUUCUUUAUAUACCGUGGGGACCGGAUCCGCCAAAGCUGGCUAUUCCUUACAAUGCCAGUUCAAAUCUCUCCCUCGAUGAUCCUUUGUAUUUGGGCUGCCCAGUCACACAGGAUUGGUGCCCAGAACUGCCAGCGUUGACAUUGACACAGUUCAUCAUUGGAUUUGCAUUAACGUCCGUUGGCUAUCCAAUUGGCGUUACUCUUAUACAAACAAUAUUCUCCAAGGUACUUGGUCCCCGACCGCAAGGGGUGUGGAUGGGUAUUAUGACAGCUGCAGGCUGUCUAUCUCGUGUGAUGGGCCCUGUUUUCGUUGGCUCCAUUUACACACGUUUGGGUACUUACUGGACGUUCGGUUUUACAUCUAUUAUGAUGCUCGUUUCUAUGAUAUGGCUGCUGUUCAGCAAUCGUGUACUUAUUCCACCAGUAUUUGAGAAACCACCGAUAGCUAUGCAGGUGAUACAUCCGAAAGAUAAACUAAACGAUGCCACGCCUAACGAAGAGUCAGAUGAGCUGUUGGAAUCAAAGACGAUACGCAUAGUGCCCUCAUCCCAGGCAUAGCAGCAUCGUGGACUUUAAUAUAUUAUCCCAAUGACUGCCUUUAGUAUAGACAUUCACUAUGAAUUUAUAGACAUAAAAUAUAUUUUGCUAGUAA
Drosophila mojavensis is the source of this 1847-nucleotide messenger RNA. RefSeq names its product major facilitator superfamily domain-containing protein 8 (gene Cln7). The record is from RefSeq and is a predicted model, not a curated record. Gene Ontology annotation, cellular component: lysosomal membrane. The transcript is spliced from 4 exons. Gene Ontology annotation, molecular function: transmembrane transporter activity. NCBI's taxonomy places the organism in Eukaryota, Metazoa, Arthropoda, Insecta, Diptera, Drosophilidae. Gene Ontology annotation, biological process: transmembrane transport. The coding region runs from base 65 to 1753 and encodes 562 amino acids.